AUUAUGAACCGAUUAUUCCAAUAACUAACAUAACGUUUGAUGCAUUGUCCAGGGAUAUCUACUUAAGAUUGGACGAUACAACAGAAGAUGAUCAGAAAAGUGUACCAUGCGGCCUUUCUUGUCUGUUGGAUGAGUCUUAUCACUACCAUCAACGGUGAUUCUGAUUGCUCAAGCAAAGAAUGUAAACCAUAUGAGAAGUGCAUGAUGGUUAAUGACACGGCAACGUGCAGCUGCAGUUACACAUGUGACGACGAAGACUACGCACCCGUGUGUGGAUCAAACGGGCAAACAUUCUCGUCCAAGUGCUUGAUGGAGCUCAUUGCGUGCGCUUAUAAUGACCAAAACUUAACGGUCAGUGAGGAGGGACCGUGCAGCGCAUGCGAAGAUAUCACGUGUAAGAAUUACAAUGAAUGCAUCGCAUCACCGAAUGGAACAGCGAUCUGCACCUGUGACUUUAAGUGUCCAUUCACUGAGGAUUUAGUCUGUGGCACCGAUAGAUUAACAUACGCUAAUGAAUGCGAACUACGAUACAUGUCAUGCUGGGAGGAUGGAUCCAUCCUGCCGUUUUAUAACGCUAAGUGCAGCGAGUGUGAAUAUGAAUGCGAUGCUUCUUACAAUCCAGUUUGCGGCAGUGAUUUUUUCACGUACGACAACGAGUGUUAUCUACAACAGUCAGCCUGCAUGCAACUAGAAUACGACGGGCUCCAUAAACUUUACGACGGGGUGUGUGUGAAAUGCAUCGACCACUACUGUGCUAAUUACUCGAAAUGCAGAGUCAUUGAUGAUGUCCCGCAAUGUGUAUGUGACUUCCCCUGCCCUCUGAACGCAGAUAACGUAUGCGGGACGGAUGGAGAUACCUACUUUAGUGAAUGUGACAUGCAGAGUUGGGCAUGCGAUAACAACAAGCCCUACCUGUACGCUGCAUACACGGGAAGUUGCAUUGACGAACCAACAUGCGAGAAAAUCUAUUGCCCGGACUACAGACGUUGUGAUACCAAGAUUGCACCCGUACCUGUCUGCACGUGUGAACACACGUGUUCAGAAAUGGAAGAACCUGUUUGCGGUUCCGAUGGACAUAUCUACUACAACGAGUGCACCCUCAGUGCCUAUAAAUGCAUAGGAUGGUCCAAGGCCAUAGAAAAGAAUAUGUCGCACUGCCAACCAUGUGAUGGGUUCAAGUGUGAUAAUGGUAGUAAAUGCAUGGUACAGCAGGGUAAACCGGUCUGUGUGUGUGACUAUCCAUGCCCGCUUCACUCCGACCCCGUAUGUGAUAACACUGGACAAACACAUUUGAAUUUAUGUAAUCUUGAAUUUUCCGUUUGUUCAACUGGGGAAAGUAUUGCUUAUACAAUUGGAUCAUGUAACGCUACUUGUGACGAUAUUGAGUGCAAAGACGAUCGCAUGUGUGAGAUAUCUUUUCACGAUGGAAAACCAAUAUGCACAUGUAACUACAUUUGUAACACGACAAAUCCGGUAUGUGCAACAGACGGACAUACCUUCGAUAGCGAAUGUGAUUUAACAGCUUAUAGAUGUAUGGGAUGGACUAAAGCUGACCUCGCGUCAACAGGCCAAUGUGAUAAAUGUGUGAAUUUUGAGUGUGAUGCCCAUAAGAAGUGUCAAGAAGUUGAUGGCAAACCUACGUGCACAUGUGACUUCCCAUGCCCUAUUGGAACAAAGCUCAUAUGUGGUGACGAUGGUAACACGUAUGAUAAUAUGUGUGAUCUUGAAGCGUCCAACUGUUUAGAUAACACAAAUGUCACAAUGGUAAAGCAAGGCGACUGCAAUCAAUGUGGUGAUAACAGAUGCAACGUCUUUGAGAAAUGUGUAGAGCUUGUAAAUGGUACGCAUGUAUGUACAUGUGAUUAUAACUGUGAUGACGCACCGCCUUCCGAGAUUUGUGGUUCAAAUGGAGCUAAAUAUUCAAGUGAGUGUGCUUGGCUUAAAGCUAACUGUGAAAGUGACACAGAUAUUUUUAUGGAGCCAUGUAAUGUAACAUGUGAAGCAGUAGUUUGUCCAAGUUACGAGAGGUGUACCGUAAAAGACGGGAAAGCAAUUUGUAGUUGUGAUUUUGAUUGUCCAAGUGAAAUCGAUCCUGUGUGUGGCUCUACAGGUGAUACAAUUCCAAACGAAUGUUAUUUUGAAAAGUUAAAAUGUCAAUUUGACAAAGAGCUCACCAUCGAAUACAAAGGUGAAUGCAAGACUUGUGAAGAAACUGAAUGUAAGGGAUAUAAGAAAUGUUCGAUGGUACAAUGGAGGCCUGUAUGUUCGUGUGAUUUCAGUUGUGAUGACGUCGAUGACACUGCGGUGUGUGGUUCAGAUGGCACUACAUACGCAAAUCCCUGCGCACUUGAGAAGGCAAACUGUAAUAAUGAUCAGGCAGUACAAAUAGUGAGCAACACAGCAUGUGAAUCUUGUGAAGACGUUAAGUGCACUGAUCACAAACGAUGUAAAAUCAACACGAAAGGAAAGGUGAUAUGUUCUUGUGACUAUGGUUGCCCAAGUAACUACAAGCCCGUUUGCGAUUCCGAUGGUGAUACAAACUAUAACGAAUGCAUGUUUCAUAAGUUGGCGUGUGAGUGGGAAGAUGAAAUGAGUAUUUUGUACACGGGUGAAUGUGAGAGCUGUAUGGACAAAGAAUGUACGGAACAUGAGGAAUGUAGACUGAUCAACUAUAGGGCAAAGUGUUAUUGUGACUACAGUUGCGAAAAUGCCAAACCAGCUCAAAUGUGCGGCUCCGAUGGUAUCACGUACAGCAGCAAAUGUGAGUGGCAUAAAGCUAACUGUCUCACUACUAAACCCAUUACCGUUGUAAUGAAUAGUUCCUGCGAGACCUGUGUCAGUAAAGUAUGUCCAAAACAUCAAAGAUGUUCUGUUGUAUCAGGAAGAGCGUUAUGUUCUUGUGAUUUUGAUUGCAAACCGGAAUUUAAACCUCUAUGUGAUUCUAAAGGCGAUACACACGCUAAUGAAUGUACUUUUGAAAGACUGGCGUGUGAAUACGAUGAAGGUCUUACCAUUUUGUAUAAUGGUCAAUGUGAAUCAUGUGAUGACAAAGUUUGUAACGGGUAUCAACAAUGCAAAAUGGUCGACUUCAGAGCUAAUUGUACUUGUGAUUAUGCCUGUCACGAUUCUAUUCGGCAAGUAUGUGGUUCAGAUGGAAACACAUACAAAAACAGAUGCCACAUGGAGCGCAAAUCUUGUGCUCAGGGUGGUGCUAUCAGUGUUGUAAAAGACGGUGCUUGCGAAACGUGUGAAAAUAAGAAAUGUGAUAAUGAUUCAAAAUGUCAAAUAAAGCUUGGUGUUGCCGAGUGUACAUGUGAUUUUGAAUGUGAUGAAGAUUGUGACGAUGAGGUUUGCGGUUCAGAUGAAAAUACAUACAUUAACCCCUGUGUUCUCCAGCGUGCAUCGUGUAACAAUGGCGGUAACAUCACAAUGCUGCAUGAGUGGGAGUGUGAAACGUGCAAGGACAAAACAUGCGAUCCAAAUGAGGAGUGUGCUAUAAGAAAAGGGAAAGCAUAUUGUGUUUGUGGUUACGACUGCGAACCUGACACCCGACAAGUCUGUGCAACCAGCCAAGGAUCACCUGUACCAAGAACAUAUAGUAACGCAUGUACAAUGAGAAAAGCAGCAUGUAGAGCUGAUAAAAACGUCAUCAUUGUUAAACAAGGUCCAUGCGAGACGUGCGAAGAUCACACAUGUCCUGAUAAAGCAACAUGUGAAAUAACAAACAAGGGGGUCGCCAGGUGUAACUGUGACUUUGAAUGUUCCGAUGCAAUGUCACCAGUCUGCGGCAGUGAUGGUGUAACAUACAGUAACGAAUGUGAACUCCAAAAAGAAGAUUGUAAAAUACGACCCAAAAGGCUAUAUGUUAUAAAAGAAACUGCAUGUGGAACAUGUGAUAAUGUAAAAUGUGAUGGAUACAAACAAUGUGUUAUUCAGAAUGGGGAUUCUGCGUGCACGUGUGACUUUCAAUGUUCUGACAAGCAAGAUAUUCUUUGUGGAACAGACGGUGACAUCUAUUUUAAUGAAUGCCAACUUAAUAAAACAAAUUGUAGAAAAGACGCCAGGACCAAUAUUGCCAACAAAGGUCCAUGUGUGACAGCAACGUGUAAUGAUUUCAAAUGUAAAGCCUUUGAACAAUGUGAGUUAAAAGAUGGCGCUCCUGUGUGCACUUGUGACUUUCAAUGUGAUGAUAAUCAAGAAUUGUUAUGUGGAACUGAUGGCCAGACAUACUUCAACACCUGUAAUCUGGGAAAAAUAAACUGCAAUCAAGGGCAAAAUUCAACUGAACUUCAUAAAGGUCCUUGUAGAGUGUCUAGAGCUUCCUCUGUAACUAGCCAGACAUCAAUUCUAAUUACUAUAGUGACCAUUCUGAUGUAUGCGUUGAUGUAAAUGAAGGUUGUCAUGGACACUCAAUAAAGAAACAAGGCAGAUUAUAUCAUUUGGUGUGUAAAAACAAUUUAUGUGUAUAUCUCAUUACCAAAUGGAAGCAAAAAUUCUAGCAUUAGAGUUAUUACGCACAUGAAUGUAUUUCUACAUGAACGCGUCCGAUUAAUGAGGCUCAUAAACUGAACUGAACUGAAAGCUCAACAUGGCAAAAUUAAUGUUAAAAUGAAGGAGACAACAAAAAUGAAUAAAAAUAUAGACUUAUAUGAUGAAAUUAAGCCUAUUGUGGCAGCUAAUACUGUUUGUACAGUCGUUAUAUAGCGUUGUGUUGUUUCAUGUGUACAUAUAUAUACCUUAAUUGUGUUAUACCAAAAAUAUUGUUGUACAAUUAUAUGAAAAUGUUGUAAAUUGUAAAUAUGAUUUUGUAAAUAAAUUAACAUAUGGUGAAUAGUUGCCUCGAUCUUCGAAAUCCAUUUCAUGGGAAAGAUCUCAUUUAUAGAAAAAAUGAUUUCCACAUUAAAACACUAUAUGUUAUUAUAUCCUUAUUCCUGGCACUUCUCCUUUCUAAUGGUAUGUCCAAUCCCUGAGACUAAUACAUUCUACUAUACCUUGCAUUUGGUG
Messenger RNA from Owenia fusiformis, 5004 nucleotides. The record is from the annotation of a GenBank genome assembly. NCBI's taxonomy places the organism in Eukaryota, Metazoa, Annelida, Polychaeta, Sabellida, Oweniidae.